Messenger RNA from Menidia menidia (Atlantic silverside), 645 nucleotides. The record is from the annotation of a GenBank genome assembly. Lineage: Eukaryota; Metazoa; Chordata; Actinopteri; Atheriniformes; Atherinopsidae.
UUGUCUUCAUUCUUCAGUCAAUCUAGUAUGGAUAGUAGACAACAAUGGCUUACCAGGCUGAAAAAUGAACUUAGCAACAGUCCUCUGGUGUCAAAUGUGGCUUUUGGCUUUAUCCUGAUGGGACUAGAGAAACUUGUGGAGCUGGAGUUUGAGUGUCCUUGCAACCCUACGUGGAAUGGAGCGUUUUCAUCAGCAUUCUUCAUCAUUCCUGCCGUCAUGGCCUUCACCCUCAUGCUGAUCAUUCAAGGAUGCAGAUGUGAUGCAUGGUGCAGGAAAACUGUUUCCCUCUCCAGUUUUGUCCCCGCUAUCGUGUGGCUCAUCUUGUUGUUCCUCGAUGGCCAAUACUUAGCCUGUGCUAUGACAGACUGGGAGGGCAGAUUUGUGCUUGUUGACAAGGCAGCUCCACAGAAGUGGUGUGAGCCAAUUAGUGAGGGAACUGUCACCCCACAAGAACUAAUGCUUCGCUCGCAGCAGCUGUUUGUCUUUUCUCAGGUUAUAGGCAUAGUCCUCCUCAUAUUCAUCUGUAUGGGCCUCAUAGUGUAUGUAAUCAGAGAAAGUUGCCAUCAAGACGUGGAGAUGCAAGAUGCAGAUGUAGCUGAGCUCACGGUGCUCAGGAUGAGCUCUUUACGCACCCGGACUUCAUGA